UUAACACUUUUUUGCUCAAUGUACCCGUCUGUAAGAACAAGCUUAAUAUUUAACAGUCCAUUAUAUGUGUAGCAUGAUAAACUGAGCUCGAAGCAUUCGACAUCCUUAAUCCACUCCCCCAUUCAUAUCUUCCCACCCUCUCCUCUUGCCGUACUAUUAACGGGACAAUGUUUACCAUGGUCGGUUGCUAGCAUCAUUCUGCCUGAUAGAAGUAUCGGGAAUCGCCAAGUUCGGCGGAGCUCCUAAGUGCUAGACGGAACUGAAUUAGGGAUGUCUCAAGAGCAGAGGGCCGUGGAGCGUGCCAGAAAGGCCUUUUGUACUGGCCGAACCAAACCACUGCAGUAUCGCAUUGACCAGCUCAAGAACCUGCAGCGCUUCAUUGUGGAGCGGCAGAAGGAAAUAGCCGAUGCCCUCAAAAAGGACCUCAAUAAGAGUGAGUUUGGCACCCCCCUUUAUGAGACAAUGGGGCUGGAGGGGGAGAUCAGUCUGGCCGUGAGCAAGCUGGCGGAAUGGGCUGCCCCUCGACCAGCCACUAAAAACCUUCUAACCGUUUCCGAUGAGGUGUACAUCCAACCUGAGCCUCUGGGAGUGGUGCUGAUUAUCGGUGCCUGGAACUACCCAUGGGCUGUCACCCUUCAGCCCCUCAUUGGUGCCAUAGCAGCAGGUAAUGCUGCUGUUAUUAAGCCAUCCGAGGUGUGUGUUCACACUUCCAAAGUGAUGGGGGCGCUCCUGCCAUUGUACAUUGACAAGGAGGUUUACCCAGUUGUUACGGGUGGAGUCCAAGAGACCCAGGAACUGCUGCAGCACCGUUUUGAUUACAUCUUCUACACAGGCAACUGCACGGUGGGCAAGGUGAUCAUGGAGGCUGCCGCCAAGCACUUAACACCUGUUACCCUGGAGCUUGGUGGAAAGAGCCCCUGCUAUAUUGAUAAGAACUGUGAUAUUACCAUUGCCUGCCGCCGUAUUGCUUGGGGAAAGUACACAAACUGUGGUCAGACUUGCAUUGCCCCAGACUAUAUCCUCUGUGACCCCAGCAUCCAAGACAGAAUUAUUGAAGAGAUCAAGAAGAGUGUAAAGGAAUUCUACACUGAAGAUCCCAAAACCUGCUCAGACUAUGGACGCAUCAUCAACAAGCGCCACUUCAAGAGAGUGAUGACACUGCUAGAAGACAGCACCAUAGCUAUGGGAGGACAGAAUGAUGAGUCAGAGUGUUACAUUGCCCCAACAGUCUUAAAGGAUGUAAAGCCAGGGGCAAAGGUCAUGCAGGAGGAGAUCUUUGGGCCGGUGCUUCCCAUUCUGUGCAUAGGAAAUGUGGACGAGGCCAUUGACUUUAUCAACCAGAGGGAGAAACCCCUGGCUCUCUAUAUCUUCAGCUCAGACAACAAGCUGAUCAAGCAUAUGAUCACAGAGACCUCUAGUGGAGGGGUACUAGCCAAUGACUGCUUGGUCCAUUUCUCAGUCAGCUCUCUCCCUUUUGGUGGUGUUGGCAACAGUGGGAUGGGCAGCUACCACGGCAAGUUCAGCUUCGACCAGCUGAGUCACCUGCGUGGCUGCCUCAUCAAGCAGCUAAAGAUGGAGGGCAUGAACAAGAUGCGCUACCCGCCACACACGGCCAAGAAGCUCAGCUGGGCUCGCUUCUUCAUCCUGAACCAGGUGGAACUGAGCAAGCUGGGCCGCUGGGCUCUCUUUGCUCUGCUUGCUGUUGUUGUUGCUGUGAUACUGCAGAGGUAUUUUGCUGACUAAGCGAGUCAGUUGUAUGCCGACAAUUUCAUCACCAGUCUUGAAGAAAACCACCAACCAGGAUUUUGGUCACUUCGUGGUCAAUGCCUAUGCCUAUGUGUAGCUCUGCUUCCCUGAUUUAACCAGAAGUUUUAAUGGGCCGUAAAACCAGACAUUUUAAAUAAUUUGAAUCUAAUGAAGGAGUUCCAGUGAAUUCAUGGCAUUCAUAUGAAGUUCAUUCUAAUUAAUAAUGAUUUCCUCAUGUGAUGUUAUUAGCACUUUAUGAUUUAUUUGCUUCCAUCUGUUAGCUUUUUUAUAUAUUUUUUGCUUUCAAAAUGGAAUACUUUAAUGAAGGAAAAUAUAACAUUUCACAGUGAUUCAGGGCUAUUUACAAUUUAUCAACACAUGAUUUGCAAAAUAUACAGUAUGCUUAAGUGAAUAGGUAAGGAUGUACUUUUUAAGAAUAAGAGUGUGAACUUAAGAAUUUUAUUUUUGCCUUUAAAAGUGUUCAACAGACAGUGAUUUUGUGCAUAAUCAAUGAAUUCUGGAUGAUCCGUUGGCUUUAGAAGCUAAAAUAUUUAAGGUUUCCAAAAAAUGUAACACGGUAUAUUGAAUAGUUUCCAAAACCAAGGUUAAAGUACUGAACAGUUUUGUUUUUUCUCUACUCUCUACUCAAUGAUUUAGUUUGUCAACUUUGUGAGUUCAGUUUGGCAUGUUAAAGAAGUGGAAUCACUAAAAUGUUCAGUGCUGUGGCGUUUAGGACUGGGAUUUUGUUUUAGAAUGCUUCAGAAAGCUGAGUAUUCACAUAGCAGGGACCUAUUAAUCAUUUCACUUAAAGUACUGUGAGCACUCUGGGAUUGUCACUAUUCACCAUUCAUUUCAAAUUUUACAUCUCCCAUGUUUCAACUUUACUAUCUCAUUUUCAUGUAAAUGAUUUUGGAAUGAUAAGUGAAUUUUAUGAAGUAGAAUUUUUUUUUUUUUUUUACCUGUAAAAUAAACCCCUUUCUGCAGAGAUUAAA
Molecule: messenger RNA, 2738 nt
Organism: Electrophorus electricus (electric eel)
Lineage: Eukaryota; Metazoa; Chordata; Actinopteri; Gymnotiformes; Gymnotidae
Gene: aldh3a2b
Product: aldehyde dehydrogenase 3 family, member A2b
Biological process (GO): aldehyde metabolic process
Cellular component (GO): cytoplasm
Molecular function (GO): 3-chloroallyl aldehyde dehydrogenase activity; aldehyde dehydrogenase (NAD+) activity
Source: RefSeq, a predicted model, not a curated record